Didymodactylos carnosus is the source of this 681-nucleotide messenger RNA. Lineage: Eukaryota; Metazoa; Rotifera; Eurotatoria; Philodinida; Philodinidae. The record is from the annotation of a GenBank genome assembly.
AUGGAAUCGCAAAAUGUUACGGCUCCGACUUCAUUGGAUUGGGUGGCUAUGGGUCGUGUAACUCCACCAAAAGAUCAGGGUGUUUGCGGUGAUUGUUGGGCGUUUGCUACCACGGCAGUUGUGGAGGGACUGCUGGCAAAGAAAACGGGGUUGUUGCGGAAUUUAAGUGCACAAGAACUAGUUGAUUGUGCAAAUAGUGGUGGUUGCAGCGGCGGUUUGUUCGACCGUGCAAUGCAAUAUUUGAUUUCGAACAAUGGAAUUCAAGCUCUUUGGGAGGAUUAUACUUACGCAGUCGUUCAGCAAGAUUGCCAAGCCAGCUGCUUUUCGCGACAAAUAAUCGGACCUAAUAUUGGUUACACGAAUGUACCAUCUGGUGAUGAAACUGCCCUCUUGCAAGCUGUUACUCGAGGACCAGUAUGGGUGACUAUUAAUGCAGACGCAUCAGUGUUUCAAAAUUAUAAAACUGGAGUUGUUAACUUGUCGGCACAAGACUGUGACCCACAUAAGUUAGAUCAUGCUGUGGCACUUGUUGGCUAUGGUUAUGAUUCUACAUUGCAAUUGAAUUAUUGGAAAGUAAAAAAUAGCUGGUCUACGGUAUGGGGAGAAGGUGGCUAUGGUCGUAUUGCAAGAGGAACAAAUGUAUGCGGCAUUGCUUACUUCGCCUACGAAGUCCAAAUUUGA